GUCUCUCCAUCUUUACUUUCUUCAUACAUACCCAUAUCAUGCAGCUUCCCUGUCAUUAUUAUCAUAGGUUCUGGUUGAGUCUUCUAUCCCUUGCAUUAACAUUGACCCUGUUGCAUGGAGCAUCAAAAGGAGCUUCCAGUUCCAGCCAUGAGGUGGUCAAAAUCGGUGCCAUAUUCACGUUAAAAACUAUAAACGGACAAGUUUCCAAAAUUGCCAUCGAAGCUGCUGAGAAAGACGUCAAUUCCGAUCCUCGCAUCCUCGGGGGACGCGAAUUGUCCAUAACCAUCCACGAUUCCAACUUCAGCGGUUUUCUUGGCUUUAUUGGGGCCCUCAAGUUCUUGAUGACUGACACUGUGGCUAUAAUUGGUCCACAAACCUCAGUGAUGGCUCAUGUGCUCUCGCAUCUUGCAAACGAGCUCCACGUUCCUCUGCUGUCCUUCACGGCUUUUGAUCCCACCCUAACACCUCUUCAGUACCCUUACUUUGUCCGAACAGUCCCCAGCGAUGAGUUUCAGAUGGCUGCAGUUGCUGACAUAAUUACUUACUAUGGUUGGAGAGAAGUCAUAGCAGUAUUUAGUGACGAUGGUCAGAGUCGAAAUGGGAUUAGUGUAUUGGGAGAUAAACUUGCUGAUAGACGCUGUAAGUUAUCUUACAAAGCAGCACUGCCCCCUGAUCCAACCGCCAUUCCAGCUGAUGUUACUACUGAGUUACUCAAAAUUACAACUAUGGAAGCUCGAGUCAUUGUUCUACACACCUUUCACCACACAGGUCUCUUGGUUUUUGACGUGGCUCAAAAACUGGGCAUGAUGACCAAAGGCUAUGUUUGGAUUACUACUUCUUGGUUAUCAACUGUUUUAGAUUCAACUUCAUCACUCCCUUUAAAUACUUCUAACUCAAUUCAAGGAGUUAUUACACUUCGCCCUCACACCCCCCAGUCCAGGAAAAAACAGGCAUUUAUCUCAAGGUGGAAACUCAUAAGUAAUGGCUCAAUUGGGUUAAAUCCGUAUGGGCUCUAUGCUUAUGAUUCUGUUUGGAUGAUUGCUCGUGCACUUCAACUAUAUUUUCAUCACAAUGGUACCAUUUCAUUUUCUAAUAAUACAAAUUUAAGUGGUAUGAAGGGAGAUAGUCUGGAUCUUAGUGCUCUUGGCGUUUUUGAUGGAGGGAAACGGUUGCUUGAUAACAUAUUGCGCAUUAAUAUGAGUGGAUUGACAGGACCUAUCCAAUUUGGUUCAGACAGAUCCCCUUUACAUCCAUCAUAUGACAUCCUUAAUGCACAUGCUAAUGGUUGUAGGAGGAUUGGGUAUUGGUCUAAUUAUUCUGGUCUCUCCGUAGUAACCCCUGAGAAACUUUACACAAAGCCUGCCAAUCGCUCUAUUUCAAGCCAGCAUCUAUACCCUGUCAUAUGGCCUGGAAACACAACACAAAAGCCUCGUGGAUGGGUUUUCCCAAAUAAUGGGAGGCACCUCAGAAUUGGAGUUCCUAACAGAGUUAGUUACCGAGACAUGGUCUCACAGAUAAAUGGCACCAGUUCUGUUCAAGGAUAUUGCAUAGAUAUAUUCCUGGCCGCCAUAAAAUUGCUUCCAUAUGCCGUUCAACACAAAUUCAUUCUGUUUGGAGAUGGAUAUAAGAACCCAAGCUACUUUGAUUUUGUGAAUAUGAUAACUUCUGAUGUUUUUGAUGCUGCCGUGGGUGAUAUUGCUAUUGUCACUGACCGAACAAAGAUUGUGGACUUUACUCAACCAUUUAUAGAGUCGGGGCUAGUUGUUGUUGCUCCAGUGAAAAAAUUGAAGUCAAGUGCCUGGGCUUUCUUGCGACCAUUUACUCCAGUGAUGUGGGGUGUCACUGCAUUUUUUUUUCUUGCUGUUGGAACGGUGGUGUGGAUUCUUGAACAUAGAACAAACGAUGAGUUUCGGGGGUCUCCAAAGAAACAGAUAGUCACGAUUCUUUGGUUUAGUUUCUCAACCAUGUUCUUUGCGCACAGAGAAAACACAGUUAGUCCACUUGGUCGUGUUGUGUUGAUAAUUUGGCUUUUUGUGGUUCUGAUAAUCAAUUCAAGCUACACUGCAAGCUUGACUUCAAUUCUCACUGUGCAACAGCUGUCAUCACCCAUAACAGGAAUUGAUAGCUUGAUAUCCAGCCGUGAACCUGUAGGCUUCCAAGUAGGCUCAUUUGCUGAAAACUAUCUGAUCGAGGAACUCAACAUCCCCAAACAUAGACUUGUUCCACUAGGCUCACCAGAAGAAUAUGCCGUUGCCCUCGCAAGGGGAACUGUUGCAGCUGUGGUGGAUGAACGACCAUACAUAGAACUCUUCCUGUCAAAACACUGCGAAUUCUCCAUUAGGGGCCAAGAGUUCACCAAAAGUGGAUGGGGAUUUGCAUUCCCGAGGGACUCUCCUGUAGCAAUUGAUAUGUCAACUGCCAUUCUAACUCUAUCUGAGAAUGGUGAACUUCAGAGGAUCCGUGAAAAGUGGCUUUCAGAAAAGGCUUGUGGUUUUCAUAGCUCCGGGGAUGAGCAACUUCAAUUAAAUAGCUUCCGAGGCUUGUUUCUAAUCUGUGGGGCAACAUGUUUCCUGGCGCUUCUUAUCUACUUUUCCUCAAUGCUACACAAAUUCAUUAAAAAAUCCUCUGAAAAAACCGCUCCUUCUAAUCGUUGCAGCUCACCCUCUGCACGCAUCCAAACAUUUCUAAAUUUUGCUGAUAAAAAAGAAGACGUAUCAGACAGGAAAUUGAAAAGAAAGAUUGAGGAUAUUACAUCAAAUGCUUAUUCCAGAGGAAAACCUUUCAGAGCAUAUCCAAGAGAGUAGUACAAGUGAACAUUUCCCC
Abrus precatorius (Indian licorice) is the source of this 2823-nucleotide messenger RNA. Its product is annotated as glutamate receptor 3.2-like. NCBI's taxonomy places the organism in Eukaryota, Viridiplantae, Streptophyta, Magnoliopsida, Fabales, Fabaceae. Bases 39 to 2804 code for a protein of 921 amino acids. Gene Ontology annotation, molecular function: glutamate-gated receptor activity. Gene Ontology annotation, cellular component: plasma membrane. The record is from RefSeq and is a predicted model, not a curated record. The transcript has 6 exons.